CUGGCCCCUGCGAUACUACGGCUUGCGGCAGAACCUUACCGGCACCGUCGUUGCUUCUCCCCUGCCUCUUUUCCCCUACGCCAUGUCUCUGCGCGGAAAACCCGCCGUUCCUGCAACCCCUCGGGUCAUAUCGCCCAGUCCCGCGCCAUCCGAGGCCCGGGAGGGCUCGCAAGAACCCUACCUCGGCCCCAUCACGAGAUCCGCUGCCAGACGUCAGCAAUCGAGCGGUGUUGCGACCCAGAAACCCCUUCGCGAGAUCCCCGACUCGGACUCGGACCCGGAGCUCCGGAGGGCCCGGACUCGAUCGCGAAGCCCCAUCAAGUCCCGCAAGGUUAGCGGUCUUACGGCUGUGAGACCCGGUCGCACGUCUCGAUCGAGACAAAAAGAGGAGGGCAAGACGGAAGCGCCGAGCGCCGGCGUCGAGAUUCAGAAUGGUCACCUCGCUCCCCCGACUCCUAACGUGUUCGCGUGGAGCUGGCGUGAUUUCAGCCGCAGUCCCAGCCCCCUCGGGCUGAUCCCGAUACAUCGGCAUUUCAAAAUCUUUAUCCACAAGCACGAAGUGCCGAGAAAGGUGCUGCACGUAUCGAUCGGCUUCCUCGUAUACUGGCUCUACGUCAGCGGCACCCAGACCUCUUCGGUUACGCCCUAUCUGAUGGGGGCGUUAAUCCCUAUCGCAGCCACCGAUUACCUGCGGCACAAGUACGCCACCUUGAACCGCCUCUAUGUCAGAUGCCUAGGCGCUCUGAUGCGCGAAUCCGAAUAUGAUGGCUGGAAUGGGGUCAUCUUCUACCUCCUCGGCGCCUGGAUCGUUCUGUACUUCUUCCCCAAGGACGUCUCGGUCGUGUCGGUGAUGCUCCUCAGCUGGUGUGACACCGCUGCCAGCACCUUUGGCCGGCUGUACGGAAGAUACACGCCGAGGAUCCGACGGGGUAAGUCCCUCGCCGGGUCCCUGGCUGCUUUCCUCGUCGGCGUGGCCACGGCCGGCUGGUUCUGGGGUUUACUCGCCCCCAAGACUGGUCCGUUUCCCGGAGACGACGAGAACCCGUUCAUGUUCACGGGCCUGUUACGACUGCCAGAAUUUGCCCUAACCGCGCUGGGUCUCUCUGAGUCCCAGGGAACGAUUGGCGGCGCCGUCGCCCUAGGACUGCUAAGCCUAUGGUCGGGCUUCACUGCGGCGGCUAGCGAGGUGGUUGACCUCGGCUGGGAUGAUAAUCUUUCUAUCCCGGUGCUUAGCGGCAUCGGAAUCUGGGGGUUUCUUAAAGUGUUUGGAUAGGGUCGAGCCCGGGUAGACAGUUUGUCCCUCUUGCUCUGGUAUGCGUGUGUGUUCGAGCAUUCGGCGUUGCAGGUGGUACUUAUGCGCAGAGCUCUCCGUUUGGUCUUGGUAGACGGAUUAUAUAAGUAGA
Molecule: messenger RNA, 1403 nt
Organism: Durotheca rogersii
Lineage: Eukaryota; Fungi; Ascomycota; Sordariomycetes; Xylariales; Xylariaceae
Exons: 1
Coding region: 83-1273 (396 amino acids)
Biological process (GO): phosphatidic acid biosynthetic process
Cellular component (GO): endoplasmic reticulum membrane
Molecular function (GO): ATP-dependent diacylglycerol kinase activity
Source: RefSeq, a predicted model, not a curated record